GUGACAUUAAAAUGGCGUCCGGUGCGAACUACAGCCCGCUGCGCGAGGAAGCGAGCAAUGAGGAUCUGUCGGAGCGUCUGGAUUUCGACGAUUCCCCACCCCUUCCUGAGGAUGAUGGGCCGUACCCAAACGCCGGCAACCCCAGGGUUCAAACUGUCGGCCGGCGAGGCUUCAAGGGAAGCAGGGGCUGCAGUAAACUGUCAGCGGUGAUGAUUGUGGGUAUGGUGAUUGUCGCCAUAUUGCUGAUCGCCGUGAUUGCUAGCCUUGCUCGUCCUAAGUGUGUACCGUCCAUCGCGUCGACAAGCCCGCCCAGUGAGCCCCCUGCGCCCGCUGAUGUCACCACGCCGCCGGUGUCCACCACGACGGCGGCAAUUGCCACGAAUGGGGAAAUAUUUCCAUGGGAUGACAUCAGAUUACCCCAAACAGUGAAACCUAUCCACUAUGAUCUCAGUUUAAUAACCAAGAUGAACAAGACGACCGGAUUUAAAGUGGCAGGUGUGGUUAAGAUUGACUUUCGGGCAAAGUCAGCCACAGACCAAAUAGUCAUGCAUUACAAGAACAUGACUGUGUUAAAACCUGACAAGGUCACAGCCAUCGUCGGAGGACAGGAAUGUAGGGUCACCAAGAUGCUCUUCUAUGAGACUCACGAGCAGCUGUACUUGGGUCUCGACAGGGAGAUGGCAGAGGGAAAAUCAUACACCGUGACUCUGCAAUUUUCAUACAGUCUGUCUGACACGCUGGAUGGAUAUUACCUGAGCUCAUACAUGGAGAAUGGCAUAGAAAGGUACAUUGCAUCAACGCAGUUUGAGCCCACAGCUGCCCGCCGAGCAUUCCCCUGCUUUGAUGAGCCUGCUCUUAAAGCGACCUUCACUAUGAAAAUGACCCGAGCCAAAGGGCUGAUAUCCCUGUUCAACACUGCUUUGAUCAGAACAACAACAGCCGAAGAAGGCAUGGAGCAGGAUGAGUUCAACACAACGGUUGCCAUGAGCACGUAUCUGGUAGCGUUUGUCGUGUGUGACUUUGAGAAAAUCAACAGCACCACUGCCAAUGGCACCGAUAUUGCUGUCUAUACCUCCAGAGCCAAGAUCAACCAAUCCCGUUUGGCUUUAGACGUUUUGAAGAAGACGAUUCCCUUCUACGAGAAUUUCUUCGGCAUUGCAUAUCCUCUAUCCAAACAAGACAUGAUUGCCAUUCCGGAUUUCUCGGCCGGUGCGAUGGAGAACUGGGGUUUGAUCACGUAUCGUGAGGCAUCAAUCCUGUACCAGGAUGGAGUCACAUCGUCCAGUAGGAUGCAGUGGAUCGUGGAGACCAUUACUCAUGAACUGGCACAUCAGUGGUUUGGUAACCUGGUGACAAUGGAAUGGUGGAAUGACCUCUGGCUCAAUGAAGGAUUUGCCACCUAUGUCCAGUACAUCGGGACUAACGAGUACAAUCCUGAUUGGCAUAUGAUGGAACAGUUUACAGUGUUUACGACCCAGACGGCAUUAGAAGCAGACAGUCAGGGCAACUCUCACCCCAUCUCUGUGCCUGUGGCUGACCCUAAUGAGAUCAAUGCAAUCUUUGACAGCAUUUCUUAUGACAAGGGCUCUUCCUUAAUCCGUAUGCUGAAUGACUUCCUCCCAGAAGGCAUCUUUUUGAAAGGACUUCAGAAAUACUUGGAGAAAUUCAAGUUUAGCAAUGCGAAGACCAAGGACUUAUGGGAUGCUGUGUCAAAGGCAUAUGAAGGGUCUGAUUUGGAUAUAGCCAGCAUGAUGGAUACUUGGACAUUACAGAUGGGCUAUCCAGUGGUCAAUAUGGUCCGCAAAGGGUCUCAGAUCACCGCAACACAACGGCACUUCUUGCACUCUCCGAAGGCUCAGCCAUCCAAAGACUUUCCCUCAAAGUUCGGCUACAAGUGGACUAUUCCCCUGACCUACAUAACUAGUGAUGAUGUAACUGAGAAGCAUUCUGUUACCAUGAAUAAGAGUGGAGCACCUGAAAAUCUUGAUGUUGAAGGCAAGUGGUACAAAGCCAACUGCGAUCAGUCGGGCUUCUACAGAGUCAACUAUGACUCCGCUAACUGGGAUGCGCUGAUCAAUCAACUAAAUCAGGACCAUUUGAAACUCAGUGUAGCUGACAGGGCCAACUUAGUGGAUGAUGCGUUCAGCCUGGCAUGGGCUGGUCAGUUGGAUCAGAUAAAGGCCUUGAGUCUGUCCCGAUACCUAGUGAAGGAGACAGAAUACAGUCCCAUUAAUGCAGGACUCAACAAUCUCUUGAAGAUAAGCAAAGUCCUGCGGAAUACAGAAGGUUACGGUGCAUUUGUAGAAUACAUACUGAAGUUACUGUCUCCACAGCUGGAGAGGUUUGCAAGGAACGGCUGGGAUCAUGAGGAAUCUCACCUGCAAGGGUUUCUUAAAAGCGUGGUUAUCUAUGAUGCAGCGGCCCUUGGACAUCCUGGAACAGUUGACAAUGCGACCAAGCUCUUCCAGGAAUGGCGGAAUAACAAUGCAGAGGUCCCAGCCAAUCUGAAGAAUGCUGUGUACUGUGCCGGCAUCAAGUAUGGCAGUAGGGAUGAUUGGGACUUCUGCUGGAAGCAAUACCAGACCACACUUGUUGCCAGCGAGAAGAGGGUUUUGCUUUCAGCUUUGUCUUGUACUAAUGAUCCGUUCCUCAUCAACAGAUAUCUGUACUAUUCAAUGGACGAAGACAAGAUACCAAGCCAGAAUACAGGGACUGUCAUCUACAACAUUGCUGGUAAAGCGGCCGGGGCCAAUCCUGCGCUGUCGUUUGUUAUUGAGAACUGGGAUGCCAUAGUGGACAGGUUUGAAGGCAGUCCGUUUGAAUUACCGUACAUCAUCCACGCUGUUACUUCAAGCAUUGCCAGGCAGUAUGAAUAUGAUCAGGUUUCCAAGUUUUUCUUGGACCAUUUCAACGAGUCCAAGACAGGCAAGCGGGCGGUACAGCAAGCCAUUGAGAACAUGCAGGCCAACGUGGAUUGGCUGGCGGCUCACAAGACCGAGGUGACAGACUGGUUCAAAGCAAACACAGGGCCAGCCUCAGCAGGGGACUCUAGAUAGCUAUGACUUGGCUGUGAGUAUUGAUAUCAGCGUGAGGGUUGAAGACAGGGUGCCAUACUUAGAGACUGUAAGGCCAUGUCCAAAUUACUUGGCUAUGACUUGACACACAAGUCUAUGAGAAGUGGCUGCAGCCGCUGCCAUAGGCACGUGUGUAAUUCAAGCCGUAGCCAAGUCAUUCGGACACUGCCUAAUUAUAAUGCCUCAUCCGAAUUAGUUGACUAAGGCUUGUAAUCACACAUGCACCUAUGGGACCAACUGAAGCAACAUCCCAUAGACAUUUGUGUUACUGCCUGCCUUAGUGGAGUGAUUUGAAUGCAGCCAAAGUAUUGAAAUAACACACAGCAGAAGACAGGUACCAUUCUAUGGAACUGAGAGUAGUGAGGGUCAGCAUACAACAGAAGACAGGGUACCAUACCACAGAACAGUAAGGAGUUUAUGAAAUCAAGGCUUAGUAUCUGGCUUAGGCUUCAGGGUCUAACUUGAUAAUUGUAGUCUCCUGACUUGACAGACUGCAGGACAACAUAGGUUCAUAUUCUGCUAUUGAGACACCAAUUUUUGACCUUGGUGGCAGGAUUUAUAUAAAUUUUUGGCUGGGGACGAAGCCAAAUGCGGGGACCAGGCCAGGGUUUUGUAAAUCCUUUCAGUAUAGAAAUCAGCAUACAACCAAAAUCAGGGUACCAUUUCAAGAGACUUGAAGCAAUGAUAGCAGCAUGCAACACAAGACAGGGUACCAUACUUAGGGAUGAUAUGUAGUAAAAUCAGGGUAAAAUAGAAGACAGGGUACUGUACUAAUGCAAUCAAUUAUCCACCUGUUGAGUUGAGUUUACCUUUACAGUUUAGUUGAUACAUAAAUAUCCACCUUGGUACAUUUUGGAGUAAAUGGGUAUUUGACAUUUCAGUUGGUAGCUACAUGUAGCAAAGAAACAUAUAUCUCCUAAAUAUCAGCACUAUGUGUUACUUGUGUACUUAAAAAGGACCUUUUCUCCGACUGUUUUAGAAAACUCUGAGGUGUAUUAAUUACGGUAGAGCCAAAGCCCAAAAGAUAUUCCAAAAUUGUUUCAAUCUGAUAAACUUACUGAGCAGUAUUUUGGGCUUCGUGGCCAUUUUUUUGGCUCACUUUUCCCAUAUAAGGGCGUAUCCAACUCCUCUUUUUGUUUACAUUCAGAUGCACAUCUUAAUUAUCACAACAGCCUCCUCUAAACAAUACAGCUAGUUCCUGCUCUGAUUCAAGAUCAUUCAGCCUCUAUUAUGCAAUGUGUUGUUGUAGUAGGAUAGCAUUGUGUACAACAAUGAUGUAUUUCCAAUGAAAUUAUUGUGACAAAUAUCCUAACAUUUCUCCACAUAUCUGAUCCAUCAAUAAAUGUUACUCACUUGAAAGUGGAUAUUAUAGCUAAAUGAAUAUUGCUUGAUUUCAGACAUUUUAUAAGAUGGAAUUUGUGUCGGGGAGAUGUAAAAAAAAAAAUGUAUUGAAUUUUGCCUUUCACUGACGUAUUUUCUAAAUAUACUAAGUGUUGUCCAAGGGCUUGCGAGAAAACUUCACAAGCCUACUGGGUCUUGGGUUCGAGUCCCAUCCGAGUAAGCUUGUGAAGUUUUUCCUGCAAGCCCUUGGGCAACACUGAGUAUACAGUGUGUAUAAAAAUAUGGCCGCGAUAUGUAGCUUGGGUGAGUGCUUCAAAAAAUAAGAUAUUGAGUUUUCUUACAAGCACAAAUAUGAGUCUUUUUAGUGCAGGCGAAUGUGCAUUACCUUUGUUUUAUAUAAUACUCAGCUAAAUAAAAUUAUCUUCAAGUAAACUUGAAUCCUCGAUCCUGAUUGGUUGAUCCAUGGCAACAACAGUGUGAUAUUAUACCUAAUACCAUGGUGCAUAUCGCACACUGUGUAUCAUGCUAUUCCAAGAUAUGCGCGAUGAUCCUUCUGCAUGCACGUGUAAUACGAUAACAGCUGAAAAGUUUGUGUACAGCGUGCCUGUUUGAUCUUUACUGUGCAUCAAGUUUGCUUGAAAAUAAAUUUGUUAUCUCACAAGCGCGAGUGGAACACGGAAAAUGUAGUGCGUCCACUCCCACUCGUGGGAUAACUGAUACAGGUUGCAGGGUUUCACAGUAUUCUACAUAUCUGUAAUGUCUCUUAGCAGAUAACUAUAACUUCGUGUUCCAUGUAAAUGUACCUAAAUGUAUGUCCAUUCGUGAAAAAGUAACAUUUAAAACAACUAAGUAUUGAAAUAUUGUUGCAUGUAUUAUAUAUUUUCUAUACUGUAUAUGGUUCAAAUAGUUAGCUAGCUAGAUGAUAAAUAUAUGCCUAAAUUUAUGAUAUCUUUAUAUAGGUUUCUGAUAUGUCUAUAUUCUAAUUAUGAUAGGUGUGUUGUGUGUUUUGUUGUGAGGUGUGGACCUGGAAAGGGGCUUCAGUUUUUUCUUAAAAUGAAAACAUUUUCAGUGGAGUAAGUAUCUUCAGUAUUCAACACUUGUACAGUUAGCUUCGUAUCAGUGUUAUUGGCUGGAUAUUUUUCAUUGUUACAUCUCUGUUUACUGCAAUCAAACUGUCAUUCCAUUGUGCUUUUGCAUAAAUAUACACAUAGAUAUAUGUUUUUGCAUAAUUAAAGUGAGUUAAGAUAAUUGUGUGCAGUGAUAUAAAGUU
This is a messenger RNA of Patiria miniata (bat star), 5685 nucleotides long. RefSeq names its product endoplasmic reticulum aminopeptidase 1-like. The coding region runs from base 12 to 3056 and encodes 1014 amino acids. NCBI's taxonomy places the organism in Eukaryota, Metazoa, Echinodermata, Asteroidea, Valvatida, Asterinidae. Gene Ontology annotation, cellular component: cytoplasm. The transcript has 18 exons. Gene Ontology annotation, molecular function: metalloaminopeptidase activity; zinc ion binding; peptide binding. Gene Ontology annotation, biological process: proteolysis; peptide catabolic process. The record is from RefSeq and is a predicted model, not a curated record.